AUGUCAUCUGACGAUAUAUCCGGCCCAGGAGAGAGGACUUUGGAAACGGAGAAGGAGAAAGCCGACGGCGACGCCUCUUACUACGCCAAGCACCCCGACAUCAGAGAUAUCCCCGGCCUGCGCUUUCCCGGCGGUCGGGGACAGCAAGUCGCCAGCCGGGGCCAAGCGGCAUUCGCCAUUUUCUUCGAAGGGCCUACCCCUCCAUCCCUGGAGAACCGGUUCCGCGUUGCCGAUCGCGUCAAGAGCCUUUUUGAUGCUGCCCACCAAGUCGCAUCGCGCGACGAGAGACAGACAAACCUCCUGACGAUCGUGUGGCUGACUCUCCGUCACAUGAGCCGGGACACCCACACCGCCGCAUGGGUCAAAGACGUUGGUGAAGAGAGUCUCGUUCAUAUCAUGGAAGCCUUUGUCGACGCGAGGGCUUUCUAUCUCAAGAGGACCCAUCGGAAAGACCGCACCAAGGGCUUUGACAGCUGCUUGAGAAGUCUGGAUCAAUGGAUCCUGCUCUCCCAGUCCAGAACCUGGAAAGCAAGCACAUCAGCGCCAGAAGCUGUGGCCCAGAAGUCGAAUAAUACCGAGAGUAGGAAGAGACGUCGACGCAAUGCGGAUUCCUACCGACCCCCGCCUUCUCGACUCGAGACCCCGACAUCCGAGUUCUCCUCAGCCAAGCGGCACAGGCUCGACGCCGAUGAGAGUAGCAGCCAGACACAGCAGGACCUUCAGCGGAACAGAGCUGAGAGAUCCGACCAGAGCCAGUCGCAAUCGCGCGUCGACAGCACCGAGCACGGCAGAGAACGGGGGCCAUCGGACCUCGCGAGGCUGCAGACGGAAAACAGAAUGCUCGUUGCCCGACUUGCCACGGAAAGCGCAAAGGUCGAUGGACUGGAACAAGAGAAGAAGGGUCUCAGAGAGAAGAUCGAGGCCAUGGAAAAGCGGAAGCUUGAGCUUCGCGAGCAGGUCAAAUCCCUGAAGCCUUUGGAGGACCUGUGGAACACCACGCGGAGGAUUCGCAACAAGGAGCUGCGAGACAUGGGCGUCAAUAUCGCGUGGGGUGUCGAUGACCUGGAGGCCUUCUUGAAUGACCUGCAGCAGGACUGGAAGUAG
Messenger RNA from Colletotrichum karsti, 1104 nucleotides. RefSeq lists its product as uncharacterized. Bases 1 to 1104 code for a protein of 367 amino acids. Lineage: Eukaryota; Fungi; Ascomycota; Sordariomycetes; Glomerellales; Glomerellaceae. The record is from RefSeq and is a predicted model, not a curated record. The transcript is spliced from 2 exons.